This is a messenger RNA of Lates calcarifer (barramundi perch), 2805 nucleotides long. Its product is annotated as bifunctional apoptosis regulator. Lineage: Eukaryota; Metazoa; Chordata; Actinopteri; Centropomidae. Gene Ontology annotation, biological process: proteasome-mediated ubiquitin-dependent protein catabolic process. Gene Ontology annotation, molecular function: ubiquitin protein ligase activity; protein binding. Gene Ontology annotation, cellular component: nucleus. The transcript is spliced from 9 exons. The record is from RefSeq and is a predicted model, not a curated record. Bases 211 to 1575 code for a protein of 454 amino acids.
CAUACAUUAUCUAUAUACAAGUUGGGUCCAGAAUCAGUGACAGGAUCUGGUCUGGACUUUGAUCUGGAGCAGCUUUUAAAAGCCACAUGGCUGAAAUCAGCUGCGCCUCAGGUUUUUACAACAUCACCGGGGACGACACGGGACCAGGUCUCCCUCUGUCUUCCUGUACUCUGGGUAACGGGGGGAGCUCACCGGCUAAUUUUUGGACAGAUGGAGUGGGAUUUAUCAGACAACAGUCUGGGAACAUCAAUGGAUGACACCCCCGACUUCUCUGAAUCUUCACAGUCCAAGUCUUCGACCACCAACAACAUCUCAGAGAAUGAAUUCUUGUGUCAUUGUUGCUAUGACAUCUUAGUGAACCCCACCACUUUGACCUGUGGCCAUAACUUCUGCCGUCACUGUCUGGCUCUGUGGUGGGAGUCCUCGCACAAGAAUGAAUGCCCAGAGUGCCGGGAGAAGUGGGAAGGCUUUCCUAAAAUCAACAUACUGCUGAGGGAUGCAACUGACAAGCUGUUCAGUGACGUCGUUCAGAGGCGGAGAGCAGAGAUCCAGGCAAACCCCAAAAUCUCCCGGAGCUUGCUGGCUUUCCAGAGAUACGGAGACAACUUGGGAAGGUCCAGGACAAACCAGCACAAAGGAGCGGGCUUCUUCUUCUCUGGUGUCUUAACUGCACUCACUUGCGUUGCUGUGAUGGUGAUGGUGUAUCACUGGAGCAGCGGUGUGGUGGAGCAGCAGGACCUGCUGAUCAGUAAACCAGUGUCUCACUGGACAACAGAGGAAGUUGUGUCCUGGUUGGAACAUCUGGGGCCCUGGGCCCAGCUCUACAGAGAACCCUUCCAACAGGAAAACGUCAAUGGAAGGCUACUGUUGAUGCUGGGGGACGAAGAGCUGCUAAAGCCUCCUUACAGUAUAGAGAAUCAGGCUCACCGACGGGCUGUUUUGGCUGAACUGGACAGAGUUAAAACCCUGGGGGUCAAACCUCCGCAGAACCUCUGGGAAUACAAAGCGGCUAACACUGGGAAAUCUCUGUUCUUGCUGUAUGCACUGAAGCGCUCACCUCGCCUCACACUCUUCUACUUGUAUUUAUUCGACUACUCUGAAACCUUCCUGCCCUUCCUGCACACCUGCUGUCCGUCCAUCACACACAUAGACGAGUCAGUGGAGAGCAGCUUCCUCAGCACACAGUUGGAACCCAGCUGGCGACAGUGGGGAGAGUUUCUUGUGAAGUACCUCCUGCUUCCAUACCAGUUGAUAGCAGAGUUUGCUUGGGACUGGUUGGCCGUCCACUAUUGGACAUCUCGCUUCAUUAUUGUCAACGCCAUGCUGCUGUCUGUGCUGGAAGGCUGCGCCCUGUGGAGACUCUGGACAAGAGACAGGAUCAGGACUCUGCCACGUAAGAUGUGGAACCACUUGUGGAAGAUGUUAUCUCAGGGGUUUGCCUUUGCCCUCCUGUGGCCUUUUGUCCCUCAGUUUGUGUGCAACUGCUUCUUCUAUUGGGCGCUCUACUUCAGUCCCAUUAUUAAUAUAGACCUGGUGGUGCAGCAGCUAAUGCACCCAGAAACACAGGCGCUGUAACAAACUGCAUGUAGUCAGUGCCCAAUUAAUGCCAUACAGUUCACAGCAAAUAAAGUAAAUAGCCAGAAAUCCAGUUGCUGAAGGGAAGUGUUUAUUUUCAGCAUUAAACUCACAUGAGACUGGCUUUUCUGCUGUUUGAAAGGGAAGUUUUCUCACUUCCUGUCUUGUCUCUCUGCUGGAUGGUUGCCAUGUGGAACAAGAGAGGCUUUGGGCUAUUGUAGGAGAAGCAAAACCAACAAGAUAAGAAACAGUGAAACAUCUGUGAUCUUAUUGAUUCAGAGGGAUUACUGCAGUGAUUUCUCUUAGCGUGCACGGUGCAUUCACAAACCACAUUGCCUAAAUGGUCCAGAGGGCAGUUAUGCAAAUGAUAAGUCAUGUUCAUUGGCGGCAGUGAGGACUGGAUUCAUGAGGAGUUUCCCGAUGGUUGAUAGCUUUGUAGCACUGAGAUGGAUGUAGUCUUAUAAAAGGUGAGCUUUUUUAUGCAUAUACAGACCUGGGUAUUGACAGGGGAACAAAACAAGUAUAAAUUUAUUUUCUAUCUUCAAAUGGUUCUUCAGUGCAACUGUUGCUUUAGAGGUAUCAGUUUGAAUGAAGCAGUAUUAUAAGUGUAUAUUAAUCUUUGUUCUGGAUAAAUUAUAGUUUGCUCUUCAGGUCUUCAUUGUGGCUCUGGAUGUGACUGUGAUCUCAGUGCUACAGAGCUGUCCAAAAACUUGUUCUACAAGGUUUGGUAACAUGAUUGUGAAAUGUGUCAAGUGACUUGUUGAGGCUCAUAGUUUCACAGCCUGUCAGGAACCUCAAGCUGAACCGUUGAUUCAAGGAAAAGAAAAAAUAGAAGUGGUGAACAUAUGUUCAGCAUUGAAGUUUGUUCCAGGAGUUCCAGGCAUUCCUUUCACAAGAUUUUGGCACUUAGAUUUGAAAUAAAAGUUAUGUUAAUCUUAAAACUUUUUGAGAUGCUGAUACAGAUCUUCUCAAAUUUAUUUGAUUUUAAGCAGAAAGUGCUUGUAGCAGAUUUUAUUUGCUUGUACUGCUGACAAAGAUUGUGUUGCACAUUUUUUUUAUUGUUCAAAAAAUGUUGUUCAAAGUAUCUUUCAUGUGGUGGGCGGGUAGAGCUAAUCAAAGACAUGUUAUUUUUUACAUUGUUUUAUUUGCACUUAAAAGUUCUACACUGUGAUUUUGUUCAUCAAUGUUCUCUAAUGACAAAGGAAAAAUAAAGAUUUUUAAAUAAUGUUA